Molecule: messenger RNA, 3306 nt
Organism: Pyricularia pennisetigena
Lineage: Eukaryota; Fungi; Ascomycota; Sordariomycetes; Magnaporthales; Pyriculariaceae
Exons: 6
Coding region: 1-3306 (1101 amino acids)
Biological process (GO): nucleoside metabolic process
Molecular function (GO): protein binding; catalytic activity
Source: RefSeq, a predicted model, not a curated record
AUGCCACCAUCCAAGCGGCACCGCGAAGAAAAUGCCUCCGAAAGCGAGCCUACAAUUGCACCGGAAAACUUCACAGUUGGCUGGAUCUGUGCUCUGCCCAUCGAGCUGGCAGCCGCGGCCGAGAUGAUGGACGAGGAGUUUGCCGACCUACCCUGCAACCCGACCGACUCUAAUAUCUACUCUUUCGGCCGCAUCGGAAACCAUAACGUCGUGGCUGCUUGCCUGCCAGCCGGUCAGAUGGGUACGAACCAAGCAGCUGUUGUUGCCAGCCAUAUGAACGCCAGCUUCCCCUCGUUGCGAUUCGGCGUUUUGGUCGGCAUCGGUGGUGGAGUCCCGAACCUCGAUGCGGAUAUUGAUAUUCGGCUCGGCGACGUCGUAAUCAGCCAGGCUGCAGAUCACUAUGGUGGAGUGGUUCAAUACGAUUUUGGAAAAACUGGAGCUGACGGCCGUGUCGCUCGUACCGGCAGCCUCAACGCGCCGCCGAGGAUUCUUCUCAACGCCUUGGCUAAGCUUCGUGCCAAUGACUUCCGGGACAGGACGCAAGUCGUUGGGCAUCUAUCGAAGCUUUCUAGCCAGCCAAAGUUCGCAUCCCCAGGUCCUGAAAAUGAUAUGCUUUAUGAAGCAUCAUCACAGCACAAGGCCGGAGCUACGUGUGUGAAAUGCCGGCCGGAGGAUAUGGUUGAUAGGGAAACGCGUACAACGACAGAUCCACGGUUAUUUUUUGGCACGAUUGCAUCUGGUAACCAGGUGAUGAAGGAUGGAUUAACGCGCGACAGAUACAGCCGGGAAUUAGGUGGUGUAUUAUGUUUUGAGAUGGAAGCGGCCGGCCUUAUGAACAGCUUUCCAUGUAUCGUCGUCCGUGGGAUUUGCGACUAUGCGGAUGCGCACAAGAACAAGCGUUGGCAACCGUAUGCAGCAGCAACUGCGGCAGCAUGCGCAAAAGAGCUUCUCUCUGUCAUACCUCGAGAAAAGGUCCUCGAGGAGAAGCUUGUUCGACAAUUAAUCCCUAUCGCCGAGGAACAACUACACGUUUCCAUACAUCAACGGGAUAUUGCUGCUCAGCAACUCGCAGAGCUUCAGCUGCAGAGCGAGAUUAUCAAAGAUCGCCCCGUGGACCUUCCUAUUGUUUUUCAAGCACGUUACGACAGCACCGAUAUUCAAGAAAGCCCGAGAUCUGGCCCUGCAGGGACCGGAAAAUCGACCAUCGCACGCACUGUGGCUGACACGUUCUUCAACGAGAAACGACUUGUUGCUGGCUACUUCUUCAAAAGAGGAGAACGGGGCCGCAAUGACACGACGCGUCUGUUUCCCACACUCGCUGCGCAGCUUGCCGAAACAAUUCCUCACUUCAAAAGCUGUCUUCAGAAAUCCGUUGGCGGUCUUGACAGAGACGCGGUGGAAAAGAAGGGCCUUGCCAUCCAGUUCGAGAAGCUGUUGUGGCUCCCUUUGGGUGACUUACCUCGAACUGACGCGAACCACGGAUCUCGGAUAAUUAUCAUCGAUGCUUUGGACGAAUGCGAGCAACCCGAACACCUCCCGCUGGUUCUUAGCCUAUUAUCCAAGCUUCGCAACAUCCUCACAGUACGAUUGCGUAUUCUAUGCACAAGCAGGUCCGCCCCGAAAAUCGCAAAUGCGUUCAGGCUUCUUGCUCAAGAGAAGGCUGUUUACAGCUUAGAGCUACACCGAGUAUUCUCUGAAGAUACUAAGAAUGAUAUACAGAUCUUUCUGAAGACUAAAUUCGCACAAAUUAAAAGAGACUGCAACGUGGAUCAAAAUCCGUGGCCUACUGUUAACGAUUUGGAUCGCAUGGUUCAACUGGCCACAACCCCCGAACCCCUUUUCAUCUAUGCUGCAACUCUUUGCCGGUUCGUCUAUGAUGAGAAGCGACCAUGCAACCCGAAGAAGCAACUGAAGUCGUGGCUAAAGCAAUGCGAAGACGGCAAGUCUCAGCUGCAUCAAAUCUACGAUCCUGUUCUCAGUCAGGUGUUCCUCGGCAACGAAGAAGCAGAAUCUGGCCAGCAGCUGCAGUUCCUAGGGGCUAUUGUUCUUCUCGCGACUCCUUUGCCUGCCACAUCUCUCACUGUGCUUCUCGGCUUGGAUGUGGAUGAUGUGAACUGGUGGCUUCCAGAGUUGCAUGCAGUGCUAGAGAUCCCUCCCGAGCCUCACCGUCCUAUUCGACUGCUACACAAAUCGUUUAGCGACUUUCUCCUCAGCUCCAAGGACAGCGGGAUAAGCAAGCAUUACAUAGACGCUGCAGAAACACACGGUAAGCUCGCGGCACGAUGUAUCAAACGCAUGAAGGCGGGGCUCAAACGGGAUAUCUGCGACAUUCGAAAACCAGACGGGCUCAGAGAUAAGAUCGACAAGCAAAUGAUGGAUACACAUAUCCCCGCUGAUCUCCAGUAUGCCUGCGUCUACUGGGUUUACCAUUUACAGCAAAGUGAAGGGCCUGUAGGAGAUGACGUCUACGUGUUUCUUUGCAAUCAUCUUCUUAAUUGGUUAGAAGUCUUGGCAAUUUUGGGUAAAGUCUCGGAUGGUGCCGCUGCGAUGAAGCAGCUUCUUGCUAUGCGCCAGGCUCCAAACGCACCUGGGGAACUGAGCGAGUUUAUAAAGGAUGCAAGCAAGGUUAUUGCAGCUUUUGGAUCUAUAAUCGAACAGACACCUCUUCAGAUCUAUGAGGCGUUAAUAUUGUUCUCCCCUAUUGCAAGCAAAGUGCGGCAAAGGUUUUGGGACCAAGGACUGCGGGAUCUCCGUAUUCAAGGGAUAAAGCCGGACUGGGAUGCGCAUCGCCAAACACUCGAGGGCCACGACGACCCGGUAAACGCAGUGGCCUUUUCGCCGGACGGCCAGGUGGUAGCGUCGGCGUCAACCGACAAAACGGUGCGGCUUUGGGACGCGGCAACGGGGGCGCAUCGCCAAACACUUGAGGGCCACGAUAAUAGGGUUACCGCAGUGGCCUUUUCGCCGGACGGCCAGGUGGUAGCGUCGGCGUCAUGGGACGCAACGGUGCGGCUCUGGGACGCGGCAACGGGGGCGCAUCUUCAAACACUCCCGUUGGGCAUCGCUAAAACUCUCGCUUUCCACUCGUCAUCCAGCACGCUACUGCUUACCGAUUUUGGAGCUGUGGACCUGCUUACGAACUCUUUGUCAAAUGGACCGCUACCGCCACCCGAUGAAACACCCUUAUCUCCAACUUUUUGUAACAUUGGCCUAAGUCCCGAAAGGACUUGGGUUAUGCUAGGGGAUGCAAAGAUCCUUUGGCUCCCUAUCGAGUACCGACCAACGUGCUCUGCAGUUCGAGAGUGA